CUGAUUAUCUCAAUAACAUCUCUUAUGCCUAUGCAAAUAAAGACCAUAUUACGUAUUACUGCCAGCAUAACAAACUUGUAGAAGCGUUCCUUUGUCAGAUGCAACGGUUUGACAGUUGGAUGUAACCGUAUGAAAUCAUUGUGAUUUCGGCAAGCGUGCGUAAUGAUCGAAGGGAAAUAAUUGGGGAUGUUGUGUAAAUAAAGUAAUUGUUUGAUAAAUUGGCGGUAGUGAUGCUAUCGUGUUGAAUGACGUCACAGAAACACCAGUAGAGCGAACUUCCUGGGUCUCUUGUUACUUCGUUGGCAGUAUUCGUGCAACAUACACGCGUCGCGAUGUGUGCUUACAUAGUAUUUUUAGUGUUUACCAUUUUUGUGACCGAUUGUACGGGCUUGACUCCGCAAUGUAGGAAUGAAAAGGGAGAGCCAGUGGAUUGGUUUUACGUGUACAAGUUGCCGAGGGAAAAAAACCAUUUAAAUCCCUUAGUACGUCGAGGGGUUGCGUAUAUGCACCUAACGCCUUCAAAACUAAGAGGAGGAUGGAUUAUGUCGGACUUGGCCAUCAGUGACCCACGGUCGAUGGUGGGAAAGACCUUAUCGCCACUUUAUCAGGAUAGAAACAUAAUUUCUCUCAUAUACAACGACCAACCGCCAGCUACGGAAAAUCAACCUGAUAUUCUGCAGUCCGUCGCGGAUAUGUACUCAAAAAGUAAAAGAGGUCAAAUGAAGCAAGCAGGAGUAAAAAAGUAUAAAAAGUUCAAACUAGGUGACAAAUACUAUGAUGAUUAUGACUUGGCUGAAAUGUGCAAAAUGCACUCUAAGUUUAUGAAGACUAGAGUCGAAAGUGGACAUACCAAAGGAGUCAUAUUGGGGGACAAGUUUACCUCACUGUGGCUUGUGCAUUCCGUGCCAAGGUUUCCGCCGCUACCAGAUAUAAUGAACGGCCUAAACGUCUCCGGUUACGACUACCCGUCCACUGGCAUGAAAUACGGCCAGUCUUUCCUCUGCGUGUCGGUCCAGACUUCCACAUUGAACCAGAUAGCUACCCAACUGAAGUACAAUGAACCCCUUCUAGUCUACACUCACAUACCCCAAGAGUUUGAAACUGAAUUGCCGAACUUAGUCGAUGUUGUCCGAAACAAGACGAUUGACGCCUCGCCGUGGUACCACAUAGAGAGUUUCGAAACCCUGGUCGGUCGGAAGUUCCUGUCCUUUGCGAAGAGUGCAAUGUUCAAUGAUGAUUUGUACAGUGGGUUGGUAGCUGAAGUGCUGCAGUCGGAUCUACUCGUUGAAUCCUGGACUAAUGGACCUGGCACGCUAGAUUCGGAGUGCAGUCGGAAUUUCCAAGUAAGAAACAUAGAGCGACUCAAGUUCCCCAUAGCCAAGAUGUCGUUCACUUCACACAAUGACCACUCGAAGUGGGCCGUGGCUGUAGCACAUAAGAUGCACAACAGUCAAGAUACCAAAGUCGCAGAUUACUGGGUCUGCGUCGGAGAUAUUAAUAGAGCGUUACCACAAGAGUCGCGGGGUGGCGGCACGGUGUGUACAUCAGGCCCCAUACUUUGGGGAAACUUCGCUCAUCUCAUAGAAUCUGUACAGACGUGGUACGUAUACAAGCCUCCGAGUAACAUUGGCGGGGACAUGAACUCUGGGGCCAACUUCUCGUACAUUACAGCGAACAUAGCUGGACGCUGGCAGGCUUCCCGUGUCCAUAUAUUUGGCAAAUCCUUGCUGAAGUACACCUUGGCUCCUAUGUAUAAAAAAGCAUAUAGAGACUAUGUGGCGUCAGUGGUUUACGAAGAACAACGGCCCACUGAGAAUUUCAAAGGAUCUGCCGCGUUUGGCGUACUGUUGGCUAACAACAUGGGAGGCGUGUGGAUAGGGCACACAGUACCUGGCUUUCCGGCUUUAACCAAGGGUAAACCGAUAUUUCCCACGCUAGAGCUACCGAAUGGGCAUAUGAUUAUGUGCCUGUCUUUAGACCUGCAGACCAUGAACUCAUUGGCUAUAGCCGUCAAGCAGACUGAGCCUAAUAUACAGAGGUUGAUCAUACCAGAAAGUUUGAAGGACCGUCUUCCAGAUUGGGUGAAUUUAUUGGGUAACGAUGAGCCCGAAGUGAAGGCGUCUAAGACUGCUGUGAGGAAAACCAAAAUAUUGCCAUUUAUGACAAAAGGAAAGAGUUUGCGUGGUAUAGUGCUAGCUCGGAGUCCCGGCGAUUCUCGUUGCCUCUACAAGAGUUUCGCGAAAACUAAAGGAAUUGUCAUGGACGUGUAUGGCCACAGGGAACAUCAGAAUGCAAUUUGUGAUAAAACGUACAGCUUACGCAAUAUCGACGCUAUAUCCCUAAAGUAUCCGGAGCACGUUUUCUACAUAGACAAUGCCACGGAUAGCAUGGGUUUCGCCGUCAGCACGGUUGGGGUGUGGCAGAGACCUGGUCGUAGUAGAGGUCAACACUGGGCCUGCUCCGGCAACGUUGAGAACCAAUCACUCAGCUCCAAAGGAGGAAUUAUUGCUUGCGUCUUCAAUUUCCAAGUGUGGCUCUCUUUUGAUAAUUUUAAAGUAAAAGAACCUGAAUGUGGAUAGUAUAUCCCAAUGAAUUAUGAUCCUGACUGAAUUACAG
Messenger RNA from Helicoverpa armigera (cotton bollworm), 2616 nucleotides. RefSeq lists its product as uncharacterized. The coding region runs from base 333 to 2579 and encodes 748 amino acids. Gene Ontology annotation, molecular function: deoxyribonuclease II activity. Lineage: Eukaryota; Metazoa; Arthropoda; Insecta; Lepidoptera; Noctuidae. The record is from RefSeq and is a predicted model, not a curated record. The transcript has 13 exons. Gene Ontology annotation, biological process: apoptotic DNA fragmentation.